Molecule: messenger RNA, 1382 nt
Organism: Neurospora tetraspora
Lineage: Eukaryota; Fungi; Ascomycota; Sordariomycetes; Sordariales; Sordariaceae
Exons: 1
Coding region: 108-1265 (385 amino acids)
Molecular function (GO): hydrolase activity, acting on ester bonds
Source: RefSeq, a predicted model, not a curated record
UUGGGGUUCGACCAUGUUGAUAAGCGGCAAGUGAAAGUUCAACUUCAGCUCUUCCAUAUCAAACUCGCCAAGAGCUUCCAGGUCCUCCCCAGUCUCUUCUCUUCACUAUGUUGUUCUCCAUGCUCCUGGCCGGCGCCUCCUUGGCUGCCUCUGCCUCUGUUACUGCUAAGCCCACCAAGAAGCCCUUUGACUUUCUUGUGACCUUUGGCGACAGCUAUACGGACAACGGCCGUUUGAACUACUAUAUCGGCAAUGGAGGCAACCCUCCUCCGGCCGGUCAGCUUCACGGCGAGAUCAACGUAACCGCCAGCGGUGGUUUGACCUGGAACCAGUAUGCCAGCCGUCAAGUUGGGGCCAAGCUUGUCGACUACGCCGUCAGCGGCGCAACCUGCUCCAACCAGGUCAUCUCGCGGUACUUCAGCGCCAUCAACAAGGACUUCCCAGCUGUCUUGGAUGACGAGAUCCCUUCUUUCGUCGCCGAUACUGCGUACAGGUCCAUCUUCCCCGACAGGACCGCCGACAACACCGUCUACGCCCUUUGGAUCGGAACCAACGAUCUCGGUGGCGAUGCCUUCCUGACCGAAAACCAGCACCCCGGCAAGACCCUAACCGACUUUUCCGAGUGCAUCUGGACUGUGUUCGACACCAUCUACAAGUCUGGCGGACGUCGUUUUGUCCUGCUGAACUUGGCGCCUUUGCACCUGGCGCCUCUCUAUGCCACCCUUGAGAACGGUGGCUUCUCGGGAGCCAGCCAGUUCUGGGCCGGCAAGUCCCAGUACAACGUCACGGAGAGGAGCGAGAAGAUCAAGGAGUACAGCACUACCCUCAACACCGUCUUCAGCUAUGGCGCUGCGGUCAACACCAAGCUCAAGUCGCGCUGGCCCAAGACGACCUUUGAUCUCUUUGACGUCCACAGCCUCUUGACCGACGUCCACGAGAACCCUGCCGCGUAUCUGGAUGCUCCUCACAACAGCACCGGAUACUUCCACCACUGCCCGCCUUCCGGUAGCGACUGCGUUGACCAGACCAGCCUUGGCCCAUUGAGCGGUUUCAUGUGGUACGACGAGCUGCACCCUUCCACCAAGACCGGUAUGUUUUUUGUCCUUUCUCAUGAGUUUAUCUUUUUAUGCUGCUGUGAUGCGGGAUCCAAACAUGUGAAUUUCGCUGACAAGGAUGUGCCAGAUUCCGUCAUUGCUAAGCACUUCCUCGAUGUUGUUGCUGGGCAGUCCAAGUAUGGCACUCGCUACUGCGAUCAAAGACUGUGAGGAUGAGGGUAGAGAUAGGGAAGUGGAAUAGAAUAUAAAUAAAUUUCCCUACGAAAUGGCUGUGCUUGAAGCUGUGUGCUACCUCCCAACUGCAAGGUGGUGUCGUGCAAUGUGAUU